Messenger RNA from Colletotrichum chrysophilum, 1158 nucleotides. RefSeq lists its product as uncharacterized. The record is from RefSeq and is a predicted model, not a curated record. The transcript has 4 exons. Gene Ontology annotation, cellular component: cytoplasm. The coding region runs from base 1 to 1158 and encodes 385 amino acids. Lineage: Eukaryota; Fungi; Ascomycota; Sordariomycetes; Glomerellales; Glomerellaceae. Gene Ontology annotation, molecular function: 2-oxoglutarate-dependent dioxygenase activity.
AUGUCCACGACAACAACGACUACGGCUGAAGCCGAACAGGCGCCCAUCAAGUUGACCUUGGCCUACGAUGACAAGAUCCAUGACCAGUACAAAUACUCACAAUACUUGCCUGUCUACGACGAGAAGACAUCGUUCCCUCCUCUCCAGCCAUUUGAAUUCAAUGACCGCGGACUCGUAGCCCACAAGGAGAAGCUCAAUCUUUUCCCCAAAGAUAACUCGACCAUCAAGGCCACCAAGUUGACUCCAGUAAUCGGCACUGAGAUCCGAGGCCUGCAACUCUCUAAACUCGACGACCGCCAAAAGGACGAACUUGCCCUUCUCAUCGCCGAUCGCGGCGUCGUGGUCUUCCGAGACCAAGACUUCAAGGACAUUAGUAUCGAGAAGCAGAAGGAGUUUGGGAGUUACUUUGGACCUCUCCACAUCCACCCCGUCGGAGCACACAUCAAAAACCACCUCGAACUGCACAACAUCUACCUCGGCCCCGACAACGAGUACCGCAACCGCAGCAAGAGCAACAAGCUCUCCACGAUCGGAUACCACUCGGACGUCUCGUACGAGCACCAGUCGCCGGGCGUCACGAUCCUGACGCUGCUCUCCGUCCCGGAGACCGGUGGCGAUACUGCGUGGGUGUCGCAGACGGCGGCGUAUGCGCGACUUUCGAGGCCUAUCCAGACCUUGCUGGAGGGUUUGAGGGCAGAGCAUAGUGGUCACCCUCAGGCGGAGAACGCGAGGCGCGAUGGGAAGUUUGUGAGGAGGGAGCCGGUUAAGUCGGAGCAUCCGGUGGUCCGGAUUCACCCGGCAACUGGCCAGAAGGCGCUGUUCAUCAAUCCUGGCUUCACGAAGAAGAUUAUCGGCCUUCGUGAUGAGGAGUCGGAUGCUCUCCUAAAGCUCCUCUUCAAGGUUCGACACCUAUCCUCUACUCACGAAUCCAAUACUGACCAGGAACAAAACCAGCACAUCACGCUGGGCCAGGACUUCCAGGUCCGCAUCAAGUGGGAAGAGGGCACCGUCGCCCUCUGGGACAACCGCGUGACGGCGCACACGGCCAUCUCGGACUACAACGUCCACAACCCGCAAGAGGGUCUGCGCCACGGGUUCCGUAUCACGACGCUGGCAGACAAGCCAACGGGGGUGAACGGUCUGGAAUCCACGUGGUGA